This is a messenger RNA of Ipomoea triloba (trilobed morning glory), 3129 nucleotides long. RefSeq names its product 60S ribosomal protein L7a-1-like. The transcript is spliced from 13 exons. Gene Ontology annotation, molecular function: microtubule plus-end binding. Gene Ontology annotation, biological process: protein localization to microtubule plus-end; regulation of microtubule polymerization or depolymerization; ribosome biogenesis. The coding region runs from base 2373 to 2879 and encodes 168 amino acids. Lineage: Eukaryota; Viridiplantae; Streptophyta; Magnoliopsida; Solanales; Convolvulaceae. The record is from RefSeq and is a predicted model, not a curated record. Gene Ontology annotation, cellular component: spindle midzone; microtubule plus-end; microtubule organizing center.
UUUUUUCAUUUUUCGUCAGAACUCAGUUUUGCCUUGCUCCUGCCGAGCUUUGCCUGAGUUCUUAGGUGCCAUCUUCAUCAAAUAUUUUAAAGGUUAGUUUGUAUUUAUUAUAAGUAUUUUUUUUGAAUAUUUUCAUAUUAUUGUUGUGAUAUAUUUAAUUGUAGAAUUUUUUUCUGAUAUACAAUGCAACUAUGCAAGAGAUAACUAGAUGAGUUCUAAAUUUCAUGAGAUUUGUAAUGUAAUGUUGUAUUUAGUUGUUUACCCUUAAAUCUUGAUGGCCCCCCUCACCAUAUAAUCCUGGCUUGUGUGGAUGAUAUUUUAGUUUUAUUUUGAAUAUGUAAAAAAUUUAAUAUUUUUGAGUCUCCAAGUUUUAAUCAAAUAAUAAUUUCAAUGUGUUUUGUUCAUGGGUUAGUAUGUAUUUAAUUUUUUUAAAAAAAAUAUUUGUUUCAUUAUUUGUGUAUUAACAUGUUUUUGUAUAAUAUCAACUUAAUACUCUUUUCCCCUUCAAACUUUCCCCUCAUAAACUCAUAAUGUACCUUUCAUUUAUUGGACCAUGAAUUUGCUAACUUAUCACUAAUUAAAAAAUGAAUUUAGAGUACAUUUAAAAAUAUGGAAAAUAUUUUUUGAAAAAAAUUAUUUUUUGAAAACUAUUUUCAUUUUCUAGAGUUUGGUUGAAAGUAUAAAAUCUAGAACACGUGCCCAAAAUCAUUUUUCGAAAACAAAGGCGUGGCCGCGUGGGAACUGGGAAGCCCAAAAUCUAGAACACGUGCCCUGCCCUGAUUUCAAAAAUUCAAUUAUAACGGCUAGCCGCUCCACCCUUAUAACUUCAAACUCCCUCUCUAUCUUCAUCUAUCGCUCACUCGGCGGAGACAACAUAGAGGCACAAGGCCACAUCUCAUUCGACGGGCGUAGAGAGAGAUUCACAGAAAAGAAAUGGCGUCGAACAUCGGAAUGGUGGACUCUGCUUACUUCAUCGGGAGAUCUGAGAUCCUCUCAUGGAUCAAUUCCACUCUCCAUUUCGAUCUUUCCAAAGUCGAAGAGUUCAGUGCCAACUUAUGGACGCCGCUCAUCCAGGGAUGGUGCCAAUGCACAAGGUCAAUUUCGAUGUCAAGAACGAGUACGAGAUGAUCCAGAACUACAAGGUCCUUCAAGAUAUCUUCAACAAACUCAAAAUCACCAAGCACAUUGAAGUGACCAAACUGGUGAAAGGAAGGCCUCUGGAUAACCUGGAGUUCAUGCAAUGGAUGAAGCGCUAUUGUGACUUUGUCAGUGGAGGCGCUACACAUAGUUACAAUGCUCUGGAGAGAAGAGAGGCUGUGGGAUAUAAGGAGGAAUUUUGUUUUUGGUUUUAGCUUGUUGGCAGAUGAUGGGAUACUGGAUACGGAUGGAGUGGAGAAUAGGUUGGGCUGGACUUAUGUGGGCUGGAAUAGUGGGGAAUAUUAGGUAGGCUAGCUAAGACUUCAUGGAUGGAUUAAUUGUUUGUGGGCUGUAGGGUUAUGAGGAUUUAAAAUGGCUGGGCCGAAUGUUUGGGCUUGCUGGGUUUCAAGGUUUGGAGGUCUGUUGGGCCGUAUAGUCUGAAGGAUUAUUUGCUUGAAUUUCCUAGAUGGGCCGAGACUAAUGGAGAAGUAUUAUGUACACGGAAUGGGCUACUGUACAUAAGGUACUUUGACAACUGGGGAUUUUAUGUGCAAAGCAAUUGAACCAAUCCAUGGUCACAUGAGCAGUCAGGAUGGACAAUUUGCUUGUUGUUGUUGUAAACCAACUUGUGAUACAGAAGCCCUUGCAGUUGCCACUGCUAUGGAGGAGAAGGGUACUACUCACCCAAUUGGAAGAGCUGUUAUAGAUUAUAGUGCAGGCAAAGAUCUCCCUUCACUUGCUGUUCAAAGUUUCGAAAAUCGUCUGCUCGGGAGAGGUGUCUUUGUAACAUUAUCUAGCAUGGAGCUUGGACUCCUCUCUCUCUAGUCUACGAUGGUGGCGUUAGUAGUGGCGGCUACAGCAGCGAUAGCGUCUGAUGAAAAUAACGGCGGCCUGAGCAGUGACAUCUGCUCCAGCUCUGGUGUUGUUGCGCUUCCUUAGGGGAACACUCUAUAGAGGAUUUUUAAUGCUACUGCUUUUGCUGUGUCUGGGUAUGCAUCAACUGAAGGCCGGCACUGUAAGCCCUUCAAUCCUUUGUUGGGAGAAACCUAUGAGGCUGAUUUUCUAGAGAAAGGAAUCUGAUUCUUCACUGAGAAGAAGGAACAAAGUUAAGAGCUGCUAAUUCUCUUCAUUCUAGAACCAAACCUAAAAAGACUAGGCAGAUAAAGCAGGUCCCGCCAGCACUCAACCAGUUUUCCAAGACCCUUGAUAAGAACCUAGCAACAAAUCUCUUCAAGAUGCUUCUCAAGUACAGGCCUGAGGAUAAGGCUGCUAAGAAGGAACGUCUUUUGAAAAGGGCCCAAGCUGAAAGUGAGGGAAAGACCCCUGAACUCAAGAAACCUAUUGUUGUUAAGUAUGGGCUCAAGCAUGUCACUUACCUCAUUGAGCAGAAUAAAGCCCAAUUGGUGGUUAUUGCUCAUGAUGUAGACCCAAUUGAGCUGGUUGUCUGGCUUCCAGCUUUGUGCAGGAAGAUGGAAAUUCCCUACUGCAUUGUGAAGGGAAAAGCAAGAUUGGGUUCCUUUGUCCACAAGAAGACUGCAUCAGUUUUGUGCUUGACCUCAGUGAAGAAUGAGGAUAAGUUGGAAUUCUCUAAGAUUUUGGAGGCUAUUAAGGCCAACUUCAAUGACAAAUAUGAAGAGAAUCGCAAAAAGUGGGGAGGUGGAAUCAUGGGGUCUAAAUCCCAAGCUAGGACAAAGGCCAAGGAAAGGGUUCUUCAAAAGGAGGCAGCUCAGAGGAUGUCUUAAGGAUUUAUGAUGAUAUUUGUUGUUAUCCAGGUUUUUCGGACCGAUCAAAGUAGACUGAUCUUGUCUUGUGAGCAGAGUUUAUUUUUGACUUCUAUUGCUUUUGACAAAGACUUAAUGUGCCAUUUUACUGCAUACAAUCAUCUCACCCCGAUAUUUCAUUGCAUUCACUUUGAUGUUUUCUGCUGGAAUUCCUUUCACUACGCACUUGUUAUCUCCUUCUAUGGCAUUGCAGAAAUAUUUUCUUCUAAAA